GAGUCACCGGGCGUCGUCCCCCACCCCGUCGUCCGUUUUGCUCCGUCGCUCUCACCUCAGCAGCUCAGCUCAGCUCAGCUCAACCCAGCCCGGCCAUGCUUUAGCAUACCUUUUCCCGCCAUCCCUUUUUCAAAGGGAGAAGAAGAAGACGAGGAGAUGUCGAGAGAGCAAAAGAGAGACGAACUUCCAUUACAGCUCCAGCAUUGCGAUGGUGAUUGCUUUCGGUCAAUGUCUUAAGUAAUUCGAGUUGGAUCCGCUCCUACUGCAAUGUUGCAGGACAGGGAAGAGGACAGAGAAGCGGAGCUGGGAUCUGAGGAACCUGAAACCCCCGUACCCCUCACCGUCACUUCCCGGUUACUCUAUAUGUUGGGGGAUAUAACGGCAGGGUCGGCCUAUAGAUUCAAUCAGUGGCUGGAGCUAGUCCGCAAGCGUAGCAGCACGCAUUAUCGUGCCUCUGGCUUCCCUCACCGCCCUCACCACCACCACCACCUCCAUGAUACUAUGCCUUCCUCCUCAUCCUCUCCUCCCUGUGAAGCAGUUCCAGCUGCUGACCCCAGAAGCAAUAGUCUGCCCACUCCUGAGGAACAAUGUCCCGAUAUUAGCCUGUGGGAGAGGUUGGGAAAAGCUGCCCCCUUGGAUAUUGAGUCCACUUCUUUCUCCUGGAACACGCUCUCUUCCCUUCACCACACUGAACACAGUACCAGCACCGAACAUUCUGAGGAUGAAAUGAACAAAGCUCUAGAGGUGACUGUAAAUUCUGGAGGUGUUGUUUUCUUUGCGCUCUUCAGCAGUCUCCCUGCAGUUGCUAGUGCUCUCCCAAGGGAAGCAGUAGCUGUCAUAAAGAUAUCAUCAUCGAGGAUGGCCACACAAUCUGAACGCCUCGGCUAUGAGUUUGCCAAGUGGCUUGGUGUCCGAACUCCACAGGCUAGAGUGGUUCAUAAUUCUAGUGCAGAAUGGCAGCAAAUAAAAGAAGCUGCAGAGAAAGCAAGAGAGGCAGCUGUUGCGGAGGGAGAUGAAAUUGGUGAAAUAACAUGUACUGAACUUCUUGAAGCUCUCGAACUCAGUCGCUGCCUUCUUCUGAUGAGUUACGUACAUGGAUCUCCAUUAUUGGAGAGCUCAGUGGCAUUUGAGUCACGGGAAACUGCAGAGAAGACUGCUGCAGCUAUUGGCAGGAUCUUGAUGUUGGACCUUGUCAUCAGAAAUGAAGAUAGGCUACCUUGCCGUCAACUUCAUUGGCGUGGCAAUCCUGCCAAUCUUUUGUUGGCUGAGAAGAUGACCUCCGUUGGUGCUGAUGCUCUGGAGGAGGCAUUUGAUUCUGCUAUUCAGCGGUACAGACCGAGAGUUAUUAGAGCUCUUCAAAAGGAAAGGAGGGCAACUUCAGUGGACAGUCGAAUGAGCUCUCAUAAGUCUGGAUUGGUACAACAAUCAUCUGACCUCUCCGAUAUCAUGGAGUCACCAAAAUCUAGCAACUUAAGCCAACAAAGUGAUAUAUCUAGUGAGUGUGCAACAUCCGAUAUUCAUAUUGUGGCAAUUGACACUGGCGUUCCACGUCGGCCUCCUGCAGGAAAACGUGCAAAUGACCAAACAAAUUAUCCAAAAGUGGUUGAGUUGCUGCUGAACAGCGCCGAGUAUUCAAUGUACUUACUAUAUGAAAUAACAGGUGGCAAGUUGGGUUCUCCUGCAGUGAAUGACAAUGAAAGUGCCGAUGAUAUACAGGUAGCUGAUAUUACUUCUGUUGUCCAUGAGUUUCGCAGCGGAUUCCGAGCUGCUCUGAGAGACCUUCAAGGCUUCUAUAUAUUUUUACUCACGCUUCACCAAAAAUUGGACUCCCUAUUGCGGUCAUUUCUGAGCAUUGUAAAUAGAACAUAUGCUGGGGAAUUUGAAAAGGAGGAACUUGGAGCUCCAGAGUCACCUUCACAGGUUAUUAUGGGUUCUUGCCCCUCAGCACAGAGUAAGGACCGCAUUCCUAAUGAGAACCAAGUAGAUUUGAUGGAUUCAGAGUUACAAAGAACAGCUCCAAGAUCAUCCUCGGGGAAUAAGGAAAGCUCAGACUCUGGUUCUCCUCUCUCGCGAGAAAAUUGGCAUGGAAAACGAAGUGGGGAGCAACUACGUAGCUUGCGCUUGACAACAAAGCUCCGCGAUUUUCAUAAGUUUGCAAAGGUUGAUGCUGAAUCAAGUAAAGAUUUGGAGCAGUGGAAUGAGAUGCUAAAAAAUGAGGCCGUAACACUCUGUCAUGAAAAUAAUUUCAAUACAGGUUUCUUUGAGGGAAGUGAUAACAACAGUGUCGUUGAUGCGUAUGAACUGAAGGUUAGGCUUGAGCACAUUCUUGAGAGGAUAGCAUUAAUAUCGGAAGCAGCAAACACAGAGAAGCCAUCUUCAAUUACAAAUAGCCUGUUUAUUGGUGGUGCACUGGCUGCGAGAUCUGUUUUCACACUCCAAAAUUUAGGCAUAACUCACGUGUUGUGCCUAUGCUCCAAUGAAAUUGGUCAAUCGGAUUCACAAUAUCCUGAUCUUUUUAAGUACAAAAAUUUUUCAAUCAGCGAUGAUGAAGACACGAACAUCGGCAGCGUCUUUGAGGAAGCAUGUGAUUUUAUUGAUUAUGUCGAGCAGACUGGUGGGAAAGUUCUAGUUCAUUGCUUUGAAGGCAAAAGCAGGAGUGCCACGCUGGUGAUUGCAUACUUGAUGCUCCGGAAGAAUUUUACUCUACUAGAAGCGUGGAAUGCCCUCAAACGGGUGCACCGGCGGGCCCAGCCUAAUGAUGGGUUCGCAAGAAUCCUUUUGGACCUUGACAAGAAGUUGCACGGGAAGGUCUCCAUGGAAUGGCAUCAGCGGAAGCCAUCAAUGAAGGUUUGCCCCAUAUGUGGGAAGAACGCUGGGCUGAGCAGUAGCUCACUCAAGCUCCAUUUGCAGAAAGCUCACAAGAAGCUAUCGUCAGGCAGCGUGGACAGCGCAAUGACCAUGGAAAUACAGAAGGCCUUGAACGCUCUCAAAAUAAGCCGAAGUGGAAGCGUCAGCCCCACUCAGAGACGCGCGCUGAUGGACACAUGAGUAACUUAUUCACCCCCACAGACAACCUUGAGAGCUAGGUAGCUUCUUCAUGCAGUAAGUCGAUUUGACAAAUCAAACCUGGAGGGCCAGAGCUUAAAAAGGAUCGAUGGGUGGGAAUGCUGUCCUGAUGUUAGCUUUUGGGGGGAAAGAAGGAGAAAUUAUUGGCUAGUUGUAACAUAUUCAUGGCAUAAACCGCACCCGACGAAUAUGUGUAAUAACAAGUCAAAUCAUGCCGCAUUGAACAGCA
This is a messenger RNA of Punica granatum (pomegranate), 3295 nucleotides long. The record is from RefSeq and is a predicted model, not a curated record. NCBI's taxonomy places the organism in Eukaryota, Viridiplantae, Streptophyta, Magnoliopsida, Myrtales, Lythraceae.